Molecule: messenger RNA, 647 nt
Organism: Thalassophryne amazonica
Lineage: Eukaryota; Metazoa; Chordata; Actinopteri; Batrachoidiformes; Batrachoididae
Gene: rpl18a
Product: ribosomal protein L18a
Exons: 5
Coding region: 65-595 (176 amino acids)
Biological process (GO): translation
Cellular component (GO): ribosome; cytosolic large ribosomal subunit
Molecular function (GO): structural constituent of ribosome
Source: RefSeq, a predicted model, not a curated record
UGCUGUCGCGUGGAGGCUCCGCCCUUCUACUUCCUCUUUGACCGCGGCUCUGAGUAGAGUCACCAUGAAGGCGUCAGGCACACUUCGGGAGUACAAAGUCAUUGGGCGUCUGCUGCCCUCUGCCAAGAACCCUGCCCCACCUCUCUACCGCAUGAGGAUUUUUGCCCCCAACCACGUAGUGGCCAAGUCCCGCUUCUGGUACUUCGUGUCCCAGCUGAGGAAGAUGAAGAAGGCCUCUGGAGAGGUGGUCUACUGUGGCCUGGUCCAUGAGAAGACCCCGCUGAAGGUGAAGAACUUUGGUAUCUGGUUGCGUUACGACUCUCGCAGCGGCACCCACAACAUGUACAGAGAGUACAGAGACCUGACCACGUCUGGAGCCGUCACACAGUGCUAUCGCGACAUGGGAGCUCGCCAUCGCGCCCGCGCCCACGCCAUUCAGAUCAUGAAGGUCCAGGUCAUCCCUGCCAACAAGUGUCGCAGACCCGCCAUCAAGCAGUUCCACGACUCAAAGAUCAAGUUCCCCCUCCCUCAUCGGGUCCUGCGUCGCCAGCACAAACCUCGCUUCACGACCAAGAGACCAAACACCUUCUUCUAAAAAACAUUAAUAAACUUGUGCAGGAAAAAAAUAAAAUGUUUCCAUUGAGAAA